Messenger RNA from Malania oleifera, 3397 nucleotides. RefSeq names its product putative pentatricopeptide repeat-containing protein At1g68930. The record is from RefSeq and is a predicted model, not a curated record. The coding region runs from base 7 to 2295 and encodes 762 amino acids. NCBI's taxonomy places the organism in Eukaryota, Viridiplantae, Streptophyta, Magnoliopsida, Santalales, Ximeniaceae. Gene Ontology annotation, molecular function: RNA binding; protein binding; zinc ion binding. The transcript has a single exon. Gene Ontology annotation, biological process: RNA modification.
CACUUUAUGGUUUGGGCCUACCAAAAAAAUCAGUCAUGCCCGCGAAAAGCAACGUUCAAGAGAAUGUCUGCCGCUUCAAAUUAUUACUUUUCUUUACUCAAACGCUGCUGUGAAGCCAAGAGCCAAACCCAAGCAAAGAAGCUUCAUUCCCUCAUACUCAAAUCUCAGGUACUUCCUGAUACCUUCUUAUCAAACAAUCUCAUCAACACGUAUGGUAAACUAGGCAAUUUAACUUAUGCACGUUAUGCGUUCGAUCAAAUUCCUCAACCAAACCUGUUCUCAUGGAACACCAUCCUCUCUGCCUAUUCCAAGUCAGGCCGGCUUUCAGAAAUGCAAGAAAUAUUUAACCGAAUGCCAAGUAGAGAUGGGGUUUCAUGGAAUUCUGUUAUUUCAGGGUAUGCAAGCCACGGGUCUUGUUAUGAUUCGGUUAAAGUAUAUAGGUUGAUGUUGGAGGCUGGACCAAUGAAUUUGAAUCGGAUUACAUUUUCAACAAUGCUUAUAUUGUCGUCAAAUUGUGGUUGUAUUGAUUUGGGUCGGCAAAUUCAUGGGCAAAUAGUGAAAUUUGGUUUUGAUUCCUAUGUGUUUGUUGGUAGCCCCUUGGUGGACAUGUAUGCAAAAGCAGGGCUAAUUUAUGAUGCAAAGCGGGUUUUUGAUGGUGGGGUGGAGAGAAAUUUGGUCAUGUCUAAUACAAUGAUCAUUGGGCUUUUGCGGUCUGGGAUGGUUGAAGAAUCAGAGCAAUUAUUUCAUGAUAUGAGAGAGAAAGAUUCAAUUUCAUGGACAACAAUGAUUACAGGCCUUACUCAGAAUGGUCUGGAGAGUCGGGCAAUUGAUUUGUUUAGAGAGAUGAGGAUGGAAUGCUUGGCUAUGGAUCAGUUUACUUUUGGAAGUGUUUUGACAGCAUGUGGGAGUAUUUUGGCUUUAGAAGAAGGCAAACAAAUCCAUGCCUUUAUAAUUAGGACUGAUCACACGGAUAAUGUAUUUGUGGGUAGUGCUCUUGUUGACAUGUAUUCCAAGUGCAAAAACAUAAAAUGUGCAGAAACUGUUUUCAAGAGAAUGACUUGCCGAAAUGUCAUAUCAUGGACUGCAAUGCUAGUGGGCUAUGGUCAGAAUGGGUUCAGUGAGGAAGCUGUUAGGAUUUUCUGUGAGAUGCAGAGAAACAGAGUUGAGCCGGACGAUUUUACUUUAGGAAGUGUAAUUAGCUCAUGUGCCAAUUUGGCAAGCAUUGAAGAGGGUGCCCAGUUUCAUGGUCAAGCCUUAGUUUCUGGCUUGAUUUCAUUUGUUACUGUUUCUAAUGCACUUGUUACCUUGUACGGUAAAUGUGGAAGCCUUGAAGAUUCCAGUCGAUUGUUCAAUGAGAUGAACAUCAAGGAUGAAGUUUCUUGGACUGCAUUAGUUUCAGGGUACGCCCAGUUCGGGAAAGCCAAUGAAACAAUUGAUUUGUUUGAAAGAAUGUUGGCCCAUGGUCUGAAACCGGAUGGAGUUACUUUCAUAGGGGUUCUUUCAGCUUGCAGUAGAGCAGGACUAGUUGAGAAAGGACGUCAGUAUUUUGAAUCCAUGCUAAAAGAACAUGGAAUUAUGCCAAUUCCUGACCACUACACUUGCAUGAUCGAUCUUCUCAGUCGAGCUGGAAGGCUAGAGGAGGCAAAAAGUUUUAUUAAUAAGAUGCCGUGCCGUCCUGAUGCAAUUGGUUGGUCCACCUUGCUAAGCUCUUGUAGAGUUCAUGGUAACAUGGAAAUUGGUGAAUGGGCUGCUGAUUCUCUAUUGGAGUUAGAACCUCAGAACCCUGCAAGCUAUAUCUUGCUCUCAAGCAUCUAUGCUGCUAAAGGGAAAUGGGACAAUGUUGCUCAGUUGAGGAGAGGAAUGAGAGAUAAGGGAUUGAGAAAGGAACCAGGAUGUAGUUGGAUCAAAUAUAAGAGCAGGGUGCAAAUUUUCUCUGCUGAUGACCAGUCAAGUCCAUUUUCAGAUCAGAUAUAUGCUGAGCUUGAGAAAUUAUACACUAAAAUGAUAGAGGAGGGAUAUGUGCCUGACAUGAGUUCUGUUCUUCAUGAUGUAGUGGAGUCAGAAAAGAUAAAGAUGCUUAACCACCACAGUGAGAAGCUUGCUAUUGCCUUUGGGUUGAUUUUUAUUCCUCCUGGUCUACCCAUACGUGUAGUUAAAAACCUCAGGGUUUGUGGGGAUUGCCACAAUGUCACAAAAUUCAUUUCUAAGAUAACCCAGAGGGAGAUACUUGUGAGAGAUUCUGUCCGGUAUCAUUUGUUCAAAAAUGGUACAUGUUCAUGUGGAGAUUUUUGGUGAUGGGGAUUCUAUUAGUUUCCAGAGCUGUUGCAGGGGACAAUUUUAAAUUUUUUAAUUACAAAAAUGCUACAUUGUUUUCCAUUUUUUAACAUUUGUAAAGGAAACUUAGAGAAAAUCUUUUUAUUAUUUUUUUUAAGUUAACCUUAUAAAUGUUUGAAAACUGGAAAAAUGUGCAAUAUUGUAAUUCUUGAGAACAUUGGAAAUGGAAAUCAAAACUGUUUUGACAACUAAACAGGCCCUAAAAUUCUCCCAAUUUGUCAGGUGAAAAACUGAGAUACAGGAUUUGUAUGCAUUGGAAGGUACAUUUUCCCCUUUAAAUAACAGGAUAUAUUUUGUGGGAAGCAGUUGAGGGUUAUUCUUCACCAACAAUGGUCAGGUUGAAAACUAUUAUGAGGUUCGAAGGAUACAAGAAUUUUGAUCUCUGAUAAUUCCCAAUAGUCGAAUUCAUUGGGUUGGGUUUGCUAAACAAAUGUUGAAUGGAGAAGCUAUGACCCAGCUUAUUCAAACUACUGCAAGGUUUGUUGGCAUUUCAUCAUGAUAAAGCUGUUGAACUGUUCAUACUAGAAGGCAAUGUGUGCGUAACUUUAUGAGCUUGAUUAGACUUGGUUGGCACUCAAGGUACAGAAUAUAAGAUAAAAUAUUUGUAGAGCUGCUCAUCGCUUACUUUGAGUAAGGAGAGCAUUGUGUGCUAACACUGGUUAACCAGCAUGUAUGGCUACAGUUUGUUGCAUAAGAGGCAUGAUUUUUACCUCCAGCUCUGAUUUGCUUCAAAAAGUUGCCUAGUGUAUUGAUGAGUUUGAAUCAGGGUUUGAAGCAUGUCAAUGUAAACCAGAGCUCUCUUGUUGAAUUCAAGACUGUUGUUGAGCAAACAGGUAAAUUCCAUGAAUCAAGACACCAUGUCAAGAUUGUAGGACCUAACCAUCAGACUUAGGGUAAAAUGCUGGGGCCAAGACAUCUGGAUUUGGAAGAUUUUAGAGGUAAGAAAUACAUUGAGAAGAUGCCCUAUAUUGUAGAUUGGCUCAUUCUUUUUUUCUUAUUAGCCAAGAGUGAUAUUGAUUAUUCUUAUUUAUAUCAUUUAUAAAGGUGGCAUUUUACUUUGGUA